Messenger RNA from Cucurbita pepo subsp. pepo (vegetable marrow), 2188 nucleotides. Lineage: Eukaryota; Viridiplantae; Streptophyta; Magnoliopsida; Cucurbitales; Cucurbitaceae. The record is from RefSeq and is a predicted model, not a curated record.
UCUACCCCUUGUUCCAAAGUUGUAGGGUGGUCUUUGUACUUCCCCCUCUCAAAAUAAAGAUUCAAAUUUCUAACAGCUGAAAAUGGAAAUCACACCAAUCAACCUCGGGGAUUCUGUCGUCUUUGUGGAAAGGGUGAACAAUUUAACUGGCGAUCCUGGAUUCCAUUUAAUACAGCCGCCUGUAAACAAGAAGAACACGUCUAUCCCUGCAACUCUAUUCACACGCCGCAGGAGAAUGGCAUUCCCUUCCUCCAAACUCCUUCCCUUCUUCGCCUUUCUCCCUCUCCUCCUCCAAGUCUAUGCCCGACCGAGGCUUGAUCCUUCAGAUCUUAGAGCCUUUAAUGCCAUCAAGAAUGACUUGGGCAUUGACGCUCAACUCUCCUCCUCCCCAUGCGACCUCGCCGGUGUCUUCUGCGAGCGCCGGCUUUCCAACAAUGGCAUUUAUGUUUUGAGGAUCACCAGGCUCAUUUUCAAGUCCCAAGGUCUUACCGGUUCUCUUUCUCCGGCUAUUGGGCGACUGACGGAGUUGGAACAGCUUACGGUUUCUGACAACCACCUCGUUGGCCACGUACCUGCACAGAUUGAUGACUGCCGGAAACUGGAAAUUCUCCAUCUGCAAAGCAACCAGUUUUCUGGCAAAGUUCCAUCUGGGUUCUCCUCGUUGAUUCGCCUUCGAGACAUGGAUCUUUCGUCCAAUAAAUUCUCGGGGAGUUUGGAUUUCUUGAAGCAUUUCCCCAACUUGGAAAGUCUUUCUAUUGCCGAUAAUUACUUCACAGGGAAGAUCCCAGCUUCAAUUCGGUCUUUUCGCAAUCUUCGAGUCUUCAACUUCUCUGGAAAUCGCCUUCUCGAAAGCUCAGCCCCUGUCGUGAAAGGCGUUGAGCUCUACUCAGCAACCAGUGUCCUCAAGCGUUAUAAGUUAGCUGAGAAUUCCACUACGAAAGGUAAGCCCAGUGCCGCGGCCACAGCGCCAACUUCGAGUGCUCAAGCUUCAUCUCCCGCAGCAUCCUCUCAUAAGCAUCGGAAAAAUAAAGCAGGAAAGGUAUUAGGUUGGCUACUUGGAUUGCUCGCAGGAGCAAUUGCUGGAACUUUGUCAGGGUUUAUCUUUUCUCUACUGUUUAAAAUCAUCAUAGCAGUUAUAAAAGGUGGAACCAAGAAUUCGGGCCACUCAAUCUAUGCUCCUAAGCUAAUAAAACGAGAGGAUUUGGCUUUUCUAGAGAAAGACGAUGUGCUUGCAUCACUCGAGAUGAUUGGUAAAGGUGGAUGUGGAGAAGUUUACAAGGCCGAAUUACCAGAAAAAAGCGGGAGAAUGUUUGCGAUAAAGAAGAUAGCUCAACCCCCGAAGGAUGCGGCCGAGUUAGCUGACGAGGAAAGCAAGUUUAUGAACAAGAAAAUGCAUCAGAUCAAGUCAGAGAUUAGAACUGUGGGUGAAAUCCGGCAUCGGAAUCUUCUUCCUCUUGUAGCCCAUGUUCUCCGUCCCGACUGCCACUACCUUGUGUAUGAAUUGAUGAAGAAUGGCAGCUUGCAAGACAUGUUGAAUCAGGUUUCGGCAGGAGCGAAAGAACUAGAUUGGCUUACUCGGCACAAGAUUGCUGUCGGAGUGGCAUCUGGGCUGGAGUAUCUUCACAUGAACCAUACCCCACGUAUUAUUCACAGGGAUCUGAAGCCUGCAAAUGUUUUGCUCGACGACAACAUGGAAGCUCGAAUUGCUGAUUUUGGGCUGGCAAAAGUAAUGCCAGAUGCUCAAACUCACAUGACGGCUUCCAAUGUUGCAGGUACCGUAGGAUACAUCGCACCAGAGUAUCAUCAGACCUUAAAGUUCACUGAUAAGUGCGAUAUAUACGCCUUUGGGGUUCUGCUAGGGGUCUUGGUGAUUGGGAAACUUCCAUCUGAUGAGUUUUUCCGGGACACGGAUGAGAUGAGUUUGGUCAAGUGGAUGAGGAAUGUUAUGACUUCGGAUAAUCCUAGGAGAGCCAUUGAUCCGAAGCUCCUGGGAAAUGGCUGGGAGGAGCAAAUGCUCUUGGCUCUCAAAAUUGCUUGUUUUUGCACCAUGGAUAAUCCAAAAGAGAGGCCUAACAGUAAGGAUGUCUGAUGCAUGCUAUUACAGAUCAAGCAUGAUGUACCUGAAACUCCCUCUUCUCGGAACAUCUAAAAUAAUAAUGCAUGCAAAAGAAUGUUAUCUGCAUUUAAA